Messenger RNA from Scedosporium apiospermum, 2055 nucleotides. RefSeq lists its product as uncharacterized. Gene Ontology annotation, cellular component: nucleolus. Lineage: Eukaryota; Fungi; Ascomycota; Sordariomycetes; Microascales; Microascaceae. Gene Ontology annotation, biological process: ribosomal large subunit assembly. The transcript has 5 exons. The record is from RefSeq and is a predicted model, not a curated record. The coding region runs from base 1 to 2055 and encodes 684 amino acids. Gene Ontology annotation, molecular function: protein binding.
AUGGGGAAAUUAUCGAUGUGGUUGGGCGCGAGGGCGAUGGGAAGCUACAUGUGGCCGCUAACCUACCUCUGUCUACUCCCCGCCGUCGUACUUCCCUGUCUCUGCCUCCUAGCCUCCGAGGAGCGCCCCAAGAGGAUCUUCGAAGAGUUUGGCUGCUUCUUCAACACCGUGCUGUCCAUAUAUCUUAGCCUCAUCCCACUCUCUGCCGAAUCAAACCAACGCCCGUUGAUACCCGCCUUGGCUGUCUUAGCCUUGUCCACUGCGACAGCACUGUCGGCAGUCGUACUCUCUUUCUUCAAAGAGGAGGCCAAGGUGAAGGCUUCCUACGGUAUGCAGCUGAUUUUGGGGCCAGCGCUGAAUUAUGUCUUUGCCACCAUUAUCAGCGCUUAUGCCCCGACCCUAAAGAAUCAACCGGACGCCGUGAACCGUAGCCCGGACCCAAUGUUCGCAGCGUACCCCGCCAUUAACGACAGAGAGCCUGGAGCCCAGCCACAAACCUUCAAAAUGUCGACAAUCCUGCCGCCUCCGUCCAAGAAACAAAAGAGGGAAACCCUCGAACGUACCAAGACACAACAGGAUGUAUCCCGGCCAGUGUCGACAGAGGCAGGGUCCUUCAAGGCCCGCUUCGUUGACGGGGACGGCAACCAAUUGGCCGAUGUGAUUGAAGUGCCGCUCGCAGAUGCGAGCGAAAAGAAUAUUUCGCUACUGCUCAAUACUUUAUUAGGAAGGGAUCGAGAAGAGUUCUUGCCCUACCGCUUCCGUGUUCACAUUCCCGACUCCGACAUCAUUGUCGACCAAUACCCGACAGAUCUCCUCCAACUCCUCAGAAGCCAUGGUAUAUCCAACCCUUUCGAGACGACAAUCACCCUCGGCGCCGAGCCGCAGGCCGUCUUCCGCGUGCAGAUGGUAACGCGCAUGGCAAGCAAGAUACCGGGCCACGGCGAGGCGAUCCUAGCGGCCCAAUUUAGCCCCGCGAGCAGUAGUCGGUUGGCGACCGGGUCGGGCGACAAGACGGCGCGGAUAUGGGAUACCAAUACGGGGACGCCAAAGCAUACCCUGGCGGGACACGACGGCUGGGUGUUGUGCGUGUCGUGGUCGCCGGAUGGCAAGCGGUUGGCGACUGGGAGCAUGGACAAGACGGUGCGGCUCUGGGAUCCGGAGACGGGCAAAGCUAUCGGCGCCGGGGCGUUUAGGGGCCACGGCAAAUGGGUCACGAGCUUGGCGUGGGAACCGUAUCACCUCUGGAGGGACGGCACGCCGAGGCUGGCGAGCGCGAGCAAGGAUGCGACUAUUCGCGUGUGGGUUGUGAAUACGGGUGUUACGGAGCACGUCCUCUCGGGCCACAAGAGCAGCGUCAGCUGCGUAAAGUGGGGCGGUACAGACCUCAUCUACAGCGCGAGCCACGACAAGACGGUCAGGGUAUGGGACGCGAUCAAGGGAACGCUCGCGCAUUCCCUUUCUUCGCACGCGCACUGGGUGAACCAUCUCGCGCUGUCGACGGACUUUGCGCUGAGGACGGGUUACUUCGACCACACUCCCGUUCCUGACAGUGAGGAAGGGAAGAGGAAGAAGGCGCUGGAGAGGUUCGAGAAGGCGGCUAAGAUCCAGGGCAAGGUGUCGGAGAGGCUUGUUUCUGCGAGCGAUGAUUUCACGAUGUAUUUGUGGGAUCCGUCGCAGGGGACGAAGCCUGUGGCGCGAUUACACGGGCACCAGAAGCAGGUGAAUCAUGUCACGUUUUCACCUGAUGGGACGUUGAUUGCGAGUGCGGCGUGGGAUAACCAUACCAAGAUUUGGAGUGCAAGGGACGGGAGGUUUAUCAACACUUUGCGGGGCCAUGUGGCGCCGGUGUACCAGUGCGCAUUCUCGGCCGAUUCGAGGCUUCUCGUGACGGCGUCCAAGGAUACGACGCUCAAGGUGUGGUCGAUGGCGUCGUUUAAGCUGGCUUCUGACCUGCCGGGACAUCAAGAUGAAGUCUACGCAGUGGAUUGGAGUCCGGACGGACAGCUUGUUGGCAGCGGAGGCAAGGAUAAGGCGGUGAGGUUGUGGAGGCAUUAG